AUGGGCAUUGGCAACAUGAUGUCGAAGCUCAAGCCCUCAGCCGAGGCCAAGGAGUCUUCUCAGUUCUCUUCGCAGGCUGCUACUCCUGCUCGCGCCGACUCCACUGUCGAGAAGAAUGACAUGAUCAUUGAUGACAGCCCUGUCAAGUACUUGACAUGGCGCUCGUUUAUCUUGGGUCUAUGUGUCUCCAUGGGUGGUUUCAUUUUCGGUUACUCGACUGGUCAAAUCUCGGGUUUCACCUCUAUGACCGACUUCAAGCAGCGCUUUGCUGAAUACAACGGUAGCGAGUACGAAUUCAGCAACGUUCGCAAUGGUCUCAUUGUUGGUCUGCUGUCUAUCGGAACUAUGAUCGGUGCCCUCAUCGCCGCUCCCAUUGCUGACCGCAUUGGCCGCAAGCUCUCUAUCUCCUUCUGGGCUCUUAUCAACAUGGUCGGUAUCAUCGUGCAGAUUGCCGCUACCGACAAGUGGUACCAGGUUGCUAUGGGUCGUUGGGUCAUGGGUCUGGGUGUUGGUGCCCUCUCCAGCGUUGUCCCCAUGUACCAGUCCGAGUCCGCUCCUCGCCAGGUCCGUGGUGCCAUGGUCAGCGCUUUCCAGCUGUUCGUUGCCUUCGGUAUCUUUAUCUCCUACAUCGUAAACUUCGGUACCUCCCGCAUGACCCACUCCACUGGUUCAUGGCGCAUCACCAUGGGUAUUGGUUUCGCCUGGCCUCUGAUUCUCGGUGUUGGUACCCUUUUCCUACCCGAGUCUCCCCGUUUCGCUUACCGUCACGGCCGUGUCGAUGAGGCCCGCCAGGUUAUGGCUAAGCUCUACGGUGUUCCCACCAACCACCGCGUUGUUGCUCAGGAGAUGGCCGAUAUGAAGCAGAAGCUCGAUGAGGAGACCGCCGCUGGUGUUGCUCCAUGGCACGAGAUUCUCACUGGUCCCCGCAUGUUCCACCGUACCAUGCUUGGUAUUGCUCUGCAGUCUCUGCAGCAGCUGACUGGUGCUAACUUCAUCUUCUACUACGGUACCUCCAUCUUCGCUGGUGUUGGUCUCAGCAACUCCUACGUUACUUCCAUCAUCCUGGGUGCCGUCAACUUCGGUAUGACCCUUCCUGGUCUGUACAUCGUCGAGCACUAUGGUCGCCGUAACUGUCUUAUGAUUGGUGCCGCCUGGAUGUUCAUCUGCUUCAUGAUCUGGGCUUCCGUCGGUCACGAGGUCCUCCACGCCGACCCCGGUAACCACUCCGCUGGUGUCGUCAUGAUCGUCUUCACCUGUUUCUUCAUCGUCGGUUUCGCUACCACUUGGGGUCCCAUCGUUUGGGCCAUCUGUGGUGAGAUGUACCCCUUCCGCUACCGUGCUACCUGCAUGGGUGUCGCCACCGCUGCCAACUGGACCUGGAACUUCCUCAUCUCUUUCUUCACCCCCUUCAUCUCCAGCUCUAUCGACUACAGCUACGGAUACGUUUUCGCUGCUUGCUGUUUCGCCGCUAUUCUCGUUGUCUUCUUCUUCGUCAACGAGACCCAGGGUCGCACUCUUGAGGAGGUCGACACCAUGUACGUCCUGCACGUCAAGCCCUGGAAGUCCGCUAGCUGGGUUGCCCCUGAGGGUAUCAUUGCCGAUCUCCACGCUCCUCAUGGCCCUAAGCCUGCUGAGGGUGGCGUCGGCGAGCACCAGCAUCACGAUGCUGCUGCUGAGAUCUCCGAGGAGCAGCAGUAA
Penicillium angulare is the source of this 1698-nucleotide messenger RNA. RefSeq names its product sugar porter family MFS transporter. Bases 1 to 1698 code for a protein of 565 amino acids. Gene Ontology annotation, molecular function: carbohydrate:proton symporter activity. Lineage: Eukaryota; Fungi; Ascomycota; Eurotiomycetes; Eurotiales; Aspergillaceae. The record is from RefSeq and is a predicted model, not a curated record. Gene Ontology annotation, cellular component: plasma membrane. The transcript is spliced from 3 exons. Gene Ontology annotation, biological process: transmembrane transport; carbohydrate transport.